Molecule: messenger RNA, 1077 nt
Organism: Fraxinus pennsylvanica
Lineage: Eukaryota; Viridiplantae; Streptophyta; Magnoliopsida; Lamiales; Oleaceae
Source: the annotation of a GenBank genome assembly
AUGGCGGAGAAGUGGGUUUUGACGGUGACGGCGCAAACGCCGACGAAUAUAGCGGUGAUAAAGUACUGGGGAAAGAGGGACGAGAAUUUGAUACUGCCUAUUAAUGAUAGCAUCAGUGUCACUCUCGAUCCGCAGCACCUUUGCACCACCACCUCCGUUGCCGUCAGCCCGGCUUUCACCCACGACCGCAUGUGGCUCAAUGGAAAGGAAAUAUCCCUUUCCGGAGGUAGAUACCAAAAUUGUUUGAGGGAACUUCGGGCUCGUGCUAGUGAUGUUGAGGAUGAGGAGAAGGGUAUUAAGAUUGCAAAGAAGGAUUGGGAGAAACUGCACUUGCACAUUGCUUCCUAUAACAAUUUCCCUACUGCUGCUGGUUUGGCUUCAUCAGCCGCAGGUUUUGCUUGUUUAGUUUUUUCCCUUGCUAAGUUGAUGAAAGUGAAAGAAGAUCACAGUAAACUUUCUGCUAUAGCAAGGCAAGGUUCAGGAAGUGCUUGUCGCAGCUUGUAUGGUGGAUUUGUCAAGUGGAUCAUGGGAAAAGAGGAAAAUGGAAGUGACAGCAUUGCUGUACAACUUGCAGAUGAGAAGCACUGGGACGAUCUUGUGAUUAUCAUUGCUGUUCUCUCUACAGUUCUAGUGGAUAUUGCUCAACAUCCCAUGAUUGGUAUUUAUGAUAGCGUGAUGAAUAUCCAAAACCUGUUGCUGGCAAGUGUUGAAUCUUUUGACAUUAAUAUUGAGCAGCAAAAAGUGACAGUGAAAGGCAGCGUCCAACCAGAAACUGUUCUGCAAACCGUUUCAAAAUCUGGGAAGGCAACUUCUUUCUGGGAAGCGGUGGAAGCACCAGCCGCACCAGAAUCAAAGUCUGCUGAAACACUAGCCGCACUAGAAUCAAAGCCUACUGAAACACCCACUGAACCAGAAUCAAAGCAUGCAGAAGCUCCGGCUGAGCUAGAAUCAAAGCCUGCAGAAGCACCAAUUGAACCAGAAUCAAAGCCUGCUGAAACACCAAUUGAACCAGAAUCAAAGCCUACUGAAGCACCAGAGCCAGAAUCGAAGCAUGCUGAAGCUGUUGGUGUUGCUUAA